Messenger RNA from Apaloderma vittatum (bar-tailed trogon), 607 nucleotides. It is a transcript of the gene OVOL2, whose product is annotated as ovo-like zinc finger 2. Gene Ontology annotation, biological process: epidermal cell differentiation; regulation of transcription by RNA polymerase II. Bases 88 to 513 code for a protein of 141 amino acids. NCBI's taxonomy places the organism in Eukaryota, Metazoa, Chordata, Aves, Trogoniformes, Trogonidae. Gene Ontology annotation, molecular function: RNA polymerase II cis-regulatory region sequence-specific DNA binding; DNA-binding transcription factor activity, RNA polymerase II-specific. The transcript is spliced from 3 exons. Gene Ontology annotation, cellular component: nucleus. The record is from RefSeq and is a predicted model, not a curated record.
UCGAAAAUUAAGUUCACCACCGGCACCUGUACCGAUGCGACGGUGCAUAGCUGCGAGCUGUGCGGCAAAGGCUUUCGCUUGCAGCGGAUGCUCAACCGUCACAUCAAGUGUCACAGCCAGGUGAAGAGACACUUGUGCACCUUCUGCGGAAAAGGCUUCAAUGACACCUUUGAUCUGAAAAGACAUGUCCGCACCCAUACCGGAAUUCGCCCUUACAAAUGCGAGGUUUGCAACAAGGCCUUCACCCAGCGCUGUUCCCUGGAGUCCCACCUGAAGAAGAUUCACGGUGUGCAGCAGCAAUACGCCUACAAACAGAGGCGAGAUAAACUUUACGUGUGCGAAGACUGCGGCUAUACGGGCCCCACGCAGGAGGACCUGUACCUGCACGUUAGUAAUGUUCACCCUGGAAGCGCUUUCCUGAAAAAAACCUCAAAAAAACUUGCGGCGGUUUUGCAGAACAAACUGAGCCCUGUCCUGCAGAGGAACUCCAAAGAUGACGACAAAGAUGAGUAACGCGGUGGAUUACAGUGGUCUGAUGGAAUGAAGUUUACAUGUAGGACUAUAUAUAUAUAUUAUUUUUUUAAAAACAGUUUUUGAAAGAAGUCCU